UAGAGGGCGCUGUGUUUCCAUUACGGUGGCGGAAUAAUUAGGAAAAAAACAUAAUGGUUGCAUCGCGUGAAGAAAGUAAUGGUAACGCUGAAUGGUACGUGCAGAAAUUGUCGAGUUGGCCAGUGUUUUGUUGUGUAUAUUUUCAGCACAUACAGGCGCCCGCUCACACGCAAACACACACACGCACACACACGGGCGGUGAAUAAGUGACAGUAAAUCUGUCGUCAAAGUUCAGUUGGGUUCCGUUUUCCCUGCUUCAUCGGAGCUCACUAGUGGUUAUCUGGCAAGGUUUGGGGGGAGAGCAGAGCGUUCCUUUUUUUUUCCUUGUAGCAGUGCCGACAGGCCGUUAGCUAACGGACUCGGGGGUGCAGACGUUUUAAUGUGGGGAGAUUGCCUGACUUUUUCAGACGCGGGGCGUGACUUGUUUGUGCUGACCGCUGGGUGUGUAUAUAUCUUGUGAGUUCUUCCCUUGGGAUCUUUAGUGUUGAACCCUGAAAAAGACCAGGAGAGGCAUCCAAUCGUUGGGGAUUGCGGGGUUUCUAGGAUUUAAUUUAAGACAUUUCCAACACUGGUUGUACAAAGAGCUUCCUUUACUCCUGCUUAUUUUUUGUUGUUGUUGUUGUUGUAAAAAUAUAAAUAACACAAACAAAAAACCCAAAAAAUCCCUUUGCUGUUACGUCGAUUCCGGCUUAUAACCACCCUAUAGGACAGAGUAGAACGGCCCUAUUGUAACCUGAUUUGUAAUCUGUUCUUUCCCUGAUAAACCCCAAAUAGUGAGUCUGGUCUGUGAGUUGUGUGUGGCCAUUGCAACCAAGUAGAGAACCCGUUAGAGAAGUAGACAGCACCGUGGGAGGGAUGGCUGGUGUCCGAAUUGGUAAAAAGGGCUGCCAAGAGCAGGGGUGUCUGAACUCUACCUCAUAGGAAACAGCCUUGGGCUGUUAUCUUCCAUCUCCUUCCCCUCGUGAAGUCAGAGGAGGCUACAUGCCCCCUCCACGCCGUUUUGGCCAUAUGAAACCAGUUAGUGUCAAGUUGACUUCGACUCAUGGCGACCCCGAGUGUGUCAGAAUGGAACUGUGCUCCGUAGGGUUAUCAGAGGCUGAUUUUCAGAAGUUCCCAGGACUUUCUUCCAAAGUGCCUCUGGGUGGACUCAGACGUCCACCUGUUACCAGCCAAGCGGGUUAACCCAUUUGCACCACUCAGGGACUUCGUUUUCCUUUUUCCUAAUUUUAUCGUGCUUUGCGUGAAAGUUUACAGCACACAUUAGUUUCUCAGGUAAACAUUUAUACACACAUUGUUUAGUGACGUUGGUUGCAAUCCCGACAAUGUGUCAGCACUCUCUCCCUUCCUACCCCGUGUUCCCCGUGUCUAUUCGUCCAGUUCUCCUGUCUCUUCCUGCCUUCUCGUCUUUGAUUUGGGGCAGGUGCUGCCCAUCUGGUCUCGUAGGCUUGACUGACUGAAGAAGCGUGUUCCUCAUAUGUUACUACUCGUUUUAUAGGACUGUGUGAUCUUUGUCGGAAAGGUGAACCUCAGGAGUGGCUUCAGUUCUGAGUUAGCAGGGUGUCCGUGGGCCGUAGUCGUGGGGAUUCCUCCAGUUUCUGUCAGACCAUUUUUCCCCCACAACCGGACCGUGUUGCUAUAGUGACUGGAGGGACAGAUGGAAUUGGCUAUGCUACUGCGAAGCACCUGGCAAGACUUGGCAUGCAUGUGGUCAUAGCUGGAAAUAAUGAGAGAAAAUCCCAAGAAGCUGUAAGGACAAUCAAGGAGGAAACUCUGAACAACAAAGUGGAAUUCUUGUACUGUGACCUGGCUUCCAUGAGCUCCAUCCGGCACUUUGUACGGCAGUUCAAGGCAAAGAACAUUCCUCUCCACGUCCUGGUCAACAACGCUGGGGUCAUGAUGGUCCCGCAGCGGACCACCAGGGAUGGCUUCGAGGAGCACUUUGGCGUGAAUUACCUGGGGCACUUCCUGCUGACCAACCUGCUCCUGGACACGCUGAAAGAGUCGGGGUCCCCCGGCUGCUGCGCGAGGGUGGUCACGGUGUCCUCGGCCACACACUACGUCGGCGAGCUCAACAUGGAGGACCUGCAGAGCAGCUGUGGCUACUCGCCGCCUGGAGCCUACGCCCAGAGCAAGCUUGCCCUGGUCCUGUUCACCUACCACCUCCAGAGCCUCCUGGCCUCUUCGGGGAGCCACGUGACUGCCAACGCGGUGGACCCUGGGGUGGUCAACACGGACCUCUAUCGGCACGUCUUCUGGGGCACGCGGCUUGUCAAGAGGCUCCUCGGCUGGCUGCUGUUCAAGACUCCCGACGAAGGGGCUCGGACCUCCAUCUAUGCGGCCGUGGCCCCGGAGCUGGAAGGAGUUGGCGGGCGCUACCUUUACAACGAGGAAGCAACCCAGUCCCUCCAGAUCACGUACGACAAAAAGCUGCAGCGGCAGCUGUGGGCCCGGAGCUGUGAGAUGACCGGGGUCCUGGAUGUCACCCAGGACGGCCUCGCGGGUUAGCUGCUGCAGCAGGGGAAGCCUUUGUAUCCAGCAGGCUGCUCUCAAAGCCCCUGGGACUUCCAUGUCUCAUGCCCGGUGGCCUCCGGAGCUGUGUCUGAAUAUCCAGCGUUGGUGGCCCCGUGCUGCUCAGGACAUCUUAGACAAUUUUUUAAAAAACCAGCAAAAGGAAUGUUGGGCAGAACCAGGAGAAUGUGGACCGAGGGAUAAACCUUGGGACCGCAGCGUGCCAAAUUCCUCCUGUGUGGUCUCAGGUGCCACACACCAUUAAACCGUUGCACCCGAGCGUGGAGUCUUCUUUGCACGGCACAGGGGGACCAGGAGAUGUGGGUCAAAACGUGCAAGCUAAGAUGAGCGUGCUUCUUGGGGGACCUCAUUCUGCUCAAGGAGUCCUGGUGGCGCUGUAGUUAAAGCCUCCAGAAAAAGAUUUGGCAGUCUGCUUCCUUAAAGAUUACCCUUGUCACCGAAUCCAUUCCGACCCAUAGUGGCCCUAAAGGACAGAGGAGAACUGCCCCACAGGGUUUCCAAGGCUGUAAUCUUUACGCCACAGUGAGUGAGUGGAGGGUUGGGGUACAAAGGACCUUUGUGCUUUGCGACAAAGGGGGCGAGGCCCAACGAGCAUGGUUGAUCUUAGAUAUCAAUGAGGUCACAGGUGGAAGCGCUAAGCCAGGUCCCCUGGAGUUAGUUGCUUGUGAAUAAAACGGGAACCACAGAAUUGGCAGUGAUAAUGAGACUAUACAUAUAUUUUAAUUUGAUUAACAAACUUUUAUUAAAAAAAAAAGGGAUCCCUGGUGGUGCAAAGAGUUAAACGCUCAACCACAAACCAAAAGAUUGGAGGUUCUGGCCCACUCAGAUGGCCAGGUGUUUUUUCUGCUGUGCCGUUGGGUGAAUGCAAACCAUCAACCUGUCGGUUAGCAGCUGAGCACUUAACCACUGCACCACCGGGGCUCCUUCUGUAAAGGUUACAGCCUAGGAAACCCUAUGGGGCAGUUUUCCUCUGUCAAAUGGGGUCGCCAUGAGUUAAAGUCGCCUCAACAGCACCUAACAACGGGGGCCAAAAGGAGUCCUCGGUGGCACAAAGGUAUAAAUGGUUACCAUACCUACCCACUGACGGAAAGGCUGGAGGUUUGAGUCCUCCAGAGGCACCUCAGAAGACAGGCCUGGCUAUAUGUACUUCUGAAAAAGGAACCAUUGAAAACCCUAUGGAGUACAGUUUUACUCUGACACACGUAGGGGCACCAUAGCCAGGGCUGACUUCAGAGCAACUAACAAUAACGGCGACGGCAUGUAAAGGAGUUCCUGGGUGGUGCAAAGAGUCAACACGCUCGGCUGCUAACAGAAAGGUCGGACGUUCGAGUCCACCCAGGUGUGCCUCGGAAGAAAGGCCUGGUGAUCUACCUUGAGAAAAUCAGCCAGUGAAAACCCAGUGGAGCACAGUUCUACUCUGAUGCACAUGGGGGCGCCGUGAGUCUGCUCAGACUCAAGGGCAGCUGGCCUAGUUGCUUGGCAUUGGGACCCAACCUCCCUCACCCACCAUUCAGGCAAGGAUGGCUCCAUCCUGUCUCAGAAGCUUCCCUGGGUUUCCAAAGUCCCACAGAGAGAGAGACGAACCACCUGAGAUGCUCUCAGAAGGGCCUUACGGGAUCUGCUGCGCGCACACUGAGCUGGGAGACUGGUGACCCUGGGUCAGCUCACGGUCCAUCUUCUUGGUGGACAGAACACUCCGAGGGUGUGGAUCCCUGCUGGCACAUACCUGCCUUGUAAUCACAGUCAGCAAUGCGUCCAGGUGGGGUUCAAAUCAGAACAUGAGGUGUGAGCAAUUUUAUCUACUGCUUGGUGGUUCUAAGAUGGUGUCUUAGUCAUCUAGUGCUGCUGCUAUAACAGAAAUACCACAAGUGGAUGGCCUUAAUUAAGAAAAGUUUAUUUCCUCACAGUAAAGUAGGCGAAAAGGCCAAAUUCAGGGCAUCAGCUGCAGGGGAAGGCAUUCUCUCUCUGUCAGCUCUGGAGGAAGGUCCUUGUCAUCAAUCUUCUCCUGGUCUAGGAGCUUCUCAAUGCAGGAACCCCAGGUCCAAAGGAUGGGCUCCACUCCUGGCGCUUCUUGCUUGGUGGCAUGAGGUCCCCCUCCUCUCUCCUCACGUCUCUCUUUUAUAUCUCAAAAGAGAUUGAGUCAAGAUACAACUCAAUCUUGUAAAUUGAGUCCUGCCUCAUUAACAUCACAGAGGUUAGGAUUUACAACACGUAAGAAAAUCAUAUCAGAUGACCAAAUGGUGGACAACCACACAAUACUGAGCAUCAUAGCCUAGCCAAGUAGACACACAUUUUGGGGGGACACGAUUCAAUCCAGAACAAGGGGUGAAGUGGCUCUGUUGAACAAUUGUGUAAUCAGCCAUUGCCUGGAAUGGAGCCGCCUUUAGUGAUUUAGUAAGGCUGUAUCAGUUCCCUAGGGCCACCAUAACAAAGUACCACACACUGGGCAGCUUCAAACAAGAAGUGACUCUCUCUCAGUUCUAGAGACCACAAGUCUGAGAUCAAGGUCUGGGCAGGGCGGUGCUCCCUCUGGAGGCCGUAGGGGAAGACCCUUCCUCGUCUCUUCCAGCUUAUGGCGGCCCCAGGCGUUCCUUGGCUUGUGGCCACAUCAUUCCAAGCUCUGCUCCGUCUUCUCUCUGCAUCCUUCAAAAUUCCCUCUGCCUCUC
Molecule: messenger RNA, 5195 nt
Organism: Loxodonta africana (African savanna elephant)
Lineage: Eukaryota; Metazoa; Chordata; Mammalia; Proboscidea; Elephantidae
Gene: DHRSX
Product: dehydrogenase/reductase X-linked
Exons: 7
Coding region: 1699-2505 (268 amino acids)
Biological process (GO): positive regulation of autophagy
Cellular component (GO): extracellular region
Source: RefSeq, a predicted model, not a curated record